AUGUCAGAACAACCAUUACCAUUUAUUUAUCAGUUCUUAGCUGGUGCCAUUGCUGGUGUUUCAGAAAUUUUAUUAAUGUAUCCAUUGGAUGUUGUUAAAACUAGACAACAAUUGGACACUACAGGUUCAUAUACUGGAACCGUUCAAACUUUUAAAAAAAUCAUUAAAGAUGAAGGGUUCUCAAGAUUAUAUAAGGGUAUAACAUCACCAAUUUUAAUGGAAGCUCCAAAAAGAGCUACUAAAUUUGCAGCUAAUGAUGAAUGGGGGAAAUUUUAUAGAAGUUUAUUUGAUGUUCCAAAAAUGACUCAACCUUUAGCUGUUUUAACCGGUGCUACUGCUGGUGCAACUGAAUCAUUUGUAGUUGUUCCAUUUGAAUUGAUCAAAAUCAGAUUACAAGAUAAAUCAUCCAAAUUCAAUGGUAUGUUGGACGUUUCAAAACAUAUCAUCAAAACCAAUGGGAUUUUUGGUUUAUACAAAGGUUUAGAAUCAACUUUAUGGAGACAUGUUGCAUGGAAUGCUGGAUAUUUUGGAUUGAUUUUCCAAGUUAAAGAAUUAAUGCCACAACCAAAAAAUUCAACUGAAAAGACUUUGAUUGAUUUAACUUCUGGUGCUAUUGGUGGUACUUUUGGUACUAUGUUAAAUACUCCAUUCGAUGUUGUUAAAUCAAGAAUUCAAGCUGGUGAUAUCAAAUAUAAAUGGACUGUUCCUUCAUUAUUCGUAAUCGGUAAAGAAGAAGGUUUCAGUGCUUUAUAUAAAGGUUUCUUACCAAAAGUUUUGAGAUUAGGUCCAGGUGGGGGUGUUUUAUUAGUUGUAUUUACUACUUGUAUGGAUUUCUUCAGAAGUAUUCAAUAG
Messenger RNA from Yamadazyma jaroonii, 852 nucleotides. The record is from the annotation of a GenBank genome assembly. NCBI's taxonomy places the organism in Eukaryota, Fungi, Ascomycota, Pichiomycetes, Serinales, Debaryomycetaceae.